This is a messenger RNA of Gongylonema pulchrum, 681 nucleotides long. NCBI's taxonomy places the organism in Eukaryota, Metazoa, Nematoda, Chromadorea, Rhabditida, Gongylonematidae. The record is from the annotation of a GenBank genome assembly.
GUGCACUCUCACUAUCGAUCAGCAGCAGGCGAUGAAGAGGAUCCAUACUGUUUACAACGAUUCGGCGUACAUUCGUGUGAAGUCGAUUUGAAUGGGAAGCAAGCCAAAUCAUUAGUGUUAAAUUUAUAUCCACCUUCAACAUUUCAUUCCGAAGGAUACGGCAGACUUCAAACUCCUUUGGCGUGUGAAGGGUCGAUUCGAGUGUUACGAUCAGUUUUCGACGAAUCGGCUGUAGCGGCUGCAGGAUCAGAAUCAAGAGGUGAUGAGCUUUUUGAACAGCACUACUUCAACGGGCGUGUUUCGUCGUCUUUAAAUGAGCAACUUCCAUUCGCAAAUGAUAACUGCGAGACGAUAAGAAGUCGAGACGGUUCGUCAGUGGCGCGUGAGGAGAAAUUGACGGCUAGUAUUAGUGUGUCACAGCCGUGCAUACCACUUCGUGAUUUUCAUGGCGUUUUCUCCGACGAUACUGUUUUGUGCAGUUACUCACUGAUGGCGAGCAAUGGCGAUGUGCUUAGCGACAUUGGCAAUGAAAUUUCAGCUCAAAUAGCUCUGCCUAACAGCGAUCCUCCUGUGCACCUACAGUUAACUAGAGAACGACAUGUGCUUGAAGAUGAUCGAAUGGCUGUUUACGUUAAUCGUAAAAUGGCAAAAAUUAACAGAAUAGAAAAUGCAGUAUCAUAA